AUGGCGGGUUCUUGCACGAUCGAGGUCGAAAACCACUUCGGGCCCAUCGUCGGAGAUGCCUGUUACGGGAGGUUGGACUUCACCUUGUACUUUGAGGAAGCCUUUCUGUCUAUCUUCCCUGCUGCGACGGUGAUCGUAGCUGCGGGCUUGCGGUGUCUCGUGGUUCAGAGUUUCAGCGUCAAGGUCCGGGGAGGCUGGCUGUACCCCCUGAAACUGCUGUGUCUCGCGCUCUACUCCAUCUCGCAGCUGCUGCUCUUCGCCUUCUGGGUCACGUCUGGCACGCCGAAGACCGACCUCACCAUUGCGGCGACCUUGCUCCGGUUCCUGGCAACCCUCUUCUGUGGGUAUCUGUCGCUGUUGGAGCAUUACCGAUCGGUUCGGCCCUCGAAGAUCCUGAAUCUCUAUUAUCUUUUCUCGUUACUCUUUGAUAUCCCUCAGGCUCGCACGAUAUGGAUUGUCCAAGGACUGCACAGGGUCGCGGGCAUCUUCAUCGCCGGCAUGGCUGUCAAGGCCUUGCUACUGGUCCUCGAGACUUGGGAAAAAAAGCGCCUCGCCAAACCCAUGUAUGCCACCUUAGCGCCCGAGGACUGGACAGGCGUCAUCAACCGCAGUCUCUUCUGGUGGUUCAAUCAACUUUUGUUCCGCGGAUCACGCAAUGCGCUUUCGAUGGGGGAUUUGUUUCACCUCGAGGAUUGUAUGAUCCCAGACCCAGAGGGAAAGGGCCGACUCGCGCAGCUCUGGGAGAAUUGUGAAAAUAAAGAGAAAUCCGGUGCCUUGAUCGGCCCUCUCGCUAAAGCCUUCAGAUGGGACCUGCUAGCCGGGAUCAUCCCGCGUCUAUCCCAAACGGGUUUCACCUUCGCGCAACCGUUUCUUGUCCAGGCGGCCGAGAAGCUUUUCGCCAACAAAGACCUGCCUGAUGCAAAAAGCAAAGGGAUUCUCCUGCUCGGCGCUUACGCGCUAGUUUACGCCGGCAUCGCUGUCUCCACCGCGACCGCGCAGCACAAGACCUACCGCGUGAUUACCAUGAUGCGAGGAGCGCUAGUGGGACUGAUCUUCGACAAGAGCACGACCAUCAACGCGCAUCUAAACGAUGACUCCGCCGCCCUAACGCUAAUGAGCACCGACAUCGAGCGGAUCACCAGCUGUGGACGCUAUUUGCAUGAUACGUGGGCGAGUCUGAUUGAGAUUGCGAUUUCCUUGUACUUGUUGUAUAACCAGCUGAGUACGGCGGGAGUGGCGCCGAUCAUUAUUGCAUUUGCUUGCACGGUGGUGGCCAUGAAGAUCGCCAUGGUGACCGGCGAGCGGCAAAACCUGUGGAUUGAAGCAAUUCAGAAGCGAGUGUCGGUCACGGCAGAGAUGCUAGGCUCGAUGAAGGGGGUCAAGAUCUCGGGGCUUAAAGACCUUCUACAUGACAAAAUCCAAGGACUGCGCGAGGACGAGAUUCUUGCUUCGCUGAAAUUUCGCACGCUUUUGAUUUGUGUUGUUGCGCUCUCCAACUUCAACACACUUAUUACGCCGGUUGUGACUUUCACAAUUUAUGCCAUGGGCUCGCGCGAUGGGAAAGCGGGUUAUCUUGACAGUGAACGAGCGCUGACCUCCUUAACGCUGUUCAACCUCUUCUCCGUGUUUAUUGGCGCGCUGGUUGAGUCGAUCAGCGACACGGCCAUGGCGCUCGAGUGCGUUGACCGAAUUCGGGAUUACUUGGCAAUGGAUCCACACGAGGAUUUGCGUGAGGUCGUCCGAACUCGGGACCUUUCGGAUGAGAAGUCUGGCUGCGUCGAGGCAAUUAACGUCGAUGUAGGAUGGAAGGGAGGCGAAGCUCCUGUCUUGCACGGUCUAUUUUACCGAAUUGAGCGCUCAUCCUUGACAAUGAUCGUGGGUGCGGUUGGCUGCGGCAAGACGACGCUCGUCAAGGCGAUGCUCGGCGAGGUGAACUGUAUGACUGGUAAGAUGAGAGUCAACUGCGACCGUAUGGCGUACUGUGGACAAGAGGCAUGGUUAACCAACGGCACGGUGCAAGAGAAUGUUCUCGGGGGUUCAGCGUACGAUCCCCCGUGGUAUUCGACCGUCAUUGCGGCUUGUGGCCUGGAGAAAGACUUUACGGAGCUAGGCAACGGCGAUCAAACCGCGGUCGGCAGUAAGGGUGUUUCAAUGAGUGGUGGACAAAAGCAAAGACUAGCACUCGCCCGAGCGCUUUACUCAGGCGUGGAAACAAUCAUCAUGGAUGAUGCCCUCAGCGGGCUCGACCCAGUCACUGACGAACACAUCUUCUCUCACGUCCUGGACUCCCAUACGCCGACCACAUCAUCGCCCUCAAGGCCGACGGCACUAUUCUCGUCCAAGGCACAUUCGACGAUUGCUGCAAAAAGCUCGAUUCUCAUCCAAGGCUUUGCUAUCGCCAAGCCCCCUGCCAUCCAGAUGAAAAGUGAGAUGCCCAAGGCCGUGGAGAAAGCCAGCGUCCCUUACUCUAAGGAGGCGAUCUCGGACGCGCGCAAGACCAGUGACUUACAGACGUACAUUUACUACCUCACGACGGUGCCUUGGUAUAACUGGUUGGUGUAUUCCAGUUUCAUGGCGGUGUUUGUGUUCUUCCAGGCCUUCCCGUCCGUUUGGGUGACCUGGUGGGCCCGGGAUAACGACGAACGGCCCAACAAGAACAUGAGCAUGCGUAUUGGCGUGUACUGGCUGUUCGGCGUGCUCGGAGCCUGCUUCCUCCUGGCCACUGCAUGGUUCUACAUGCUCAAGAUCGUCGCCAAGACCGCCUCGGUCAUCCAUUCGCGGCUCCUGCGGACGGUGCUCAACGCUCCGAUGGCCUUCUUCGCCUCGACCGACUCAGGUAUCACCAUCAACCGAUUUAGCCAGGAUCUGCAGCUCAUUGACAUGGAGCUGCCUUUGGCAGUACUCCAAGCGUGCAUGGCGCUAUUUCUGUGUGUGGCUCAACUGAUCAUCAUCGCCGUCUCCGCCAAAUACAUCACAGCCACUAUCCCGCUGUGCAUCUUCGUAUACUGCGCCAUUGGCACCUUUUACAUUCGCACCUCGCGCCAGCUGCGCAUUAUGGACAUUGAAGCCAAAUCCCCGCUGUUCUCCAAUUUCAUGGAGCUGCUGAACGGGCUCGUGACCAUCCGCGCUUUUAACUGGGAGGAGCAGUACAAGGUCCGCAAUCGAGCUCUGCUGGCCGAGUCCCAGCGCCCGUUCUACCUCCUGUACACUGUACAGCGCUGGCUGAGCCUCGUGCUCGACAUGACCGUGACGGGAUUUGUGGUAGUGCUCAUGGGCAUCGCCGUGGGGACGAUGCAGAGUACGGACGCGAGCUUUUUAGGUCUGGCGUUGGUCAAUGUCGUUUCGCUGAGUGCCAGCGUCAAGGCACUGAUCACGGAUUGGACAGUAUUAGAGACAAGUCUGGGCGCUGUGACGAGAGUGAAACAUUUUCUGGAAACAACCGAGUCGGAGGACACAGCUGAGGAAAGGGAUCUGCCGCCGGACGAUUGGACCGGCGGAGGCACGAUUGAAUAUAGAAAUGUCUCGGCUUUUUAUCAGGAUCCGUCUGCACCGGUAUUAAAGAAUGUCUCUUUCCGCGUCCGUAAAGGAGAGAAGGUUGCCAUUUGUGGGCGGAGUGGCAGCGGCAAGAGUACUCUCGUCUCCGCGCUGUUCCGCAUGAUUGAACUUUGCGACGGCUCCAUUGUAGUGGACGGGGUGAACAUCGCGACGCUGCCCCGGCAAGAAAUCCGCUCGGCAAUUAUUGGUCUUCCGCAGGAUCCCCUGCUCUUGGAAGACAGCACCGUUCGCGAGAAUAUCGAUCCCUUUGACUACUCCCCUGAUGAGGCGGUGAUCAACACGCUUAAGCGCGUCGGCUUGUGGGAGAUAAUCGAAGGCCAAGGCGGGCUCGACACCGUGGCCAGCGGUGACCUUUUCUCACAUGGACAAUGGCAAUUGCUCUGUAUGGCGAAGGCCAUGCUCCGCCAGGGGAACAUCAUCGUCUUUGAUGAGGCGACAAGCGGAGUAGACCCGGACACGGAUGAGAUGAUGCAAGAGCUCAUCCGCUCCUGCUUCGUCGACUACACCGUCCUCACCGUGACCCACCGUCUCGAUACGAUCAUUGACUACGACCGCGUUCUCGUCAUGGACAAUGGUAUCCUCCUCGAAAGCGACCAGCCGCGUGAUCUCCUCGCCCGGCCCUCGAUCUUCCGCGAACUCUACAAAUCCUCCCGUGGGUGGGAAGAGUACGAGCGUCAGGAACGGGCAGAAGCCGAAUCCCGCGAGCGCGAGCGUCUGAAGAAAGAGAAGGAGCAGCGAGCUGAAGCUGAGCAACGCGACCAGCUUAUUGUCACUCAGGUUUAA
This is a messenger RNA of Penicillium malachiteum, 4338 nucleotides long. Its product is annotated as ABC transporter. Gene Ontology annotation, molecular function: ATP binding; ATP hydrolysis activity; ABC-type transporter activity. Bases 1 to 4338 code for a protein of 1445 amino acids. The record is from RefSeq and is a predicted model, not a curated record. Lineage: Eukaryota; Fungi; Ascomycota; Eurotiomycetes; Eurotiales; Aspergillaceae. Gene Ontology annotation, cellular component: membrane. The transcript has 8 exons. Gene Ontology annotation, biological process: transmembrane transport.